Messenger RNA from Aspergillus nidulans FGSC A4, 678 nucleotides. RefSeq lists its product as uncharacterized. The transcript has 3 exons. The record is from RefSeq and is a predicted model, not a curated record. Lineage: Eukaryota; Fungi; Ascomycota; Eurotiomycetes; Eurotiales; Aspergillaceae. The coding region runs from base 1 to 678 and encodes 225 amino acids.
AUGGCGACAGUUUCUCAUUAUCAUGAGAUUGGCUCGCCAGGUCAGCCAGCCAGGCAACCGCCUGGACAAGGCUCAUCCUGGAGAGGUCUGGCUCUAGCGUCUUCUCACUCAGCACUUGUUGGGUUCCUGGUGAUGCCCCUGGCCUUCGGGGACGCAGAGAACCCCAGCGCUGCUCAUGCCAACAGGACGGCCGCAGUUGUUGUCGCGUCUGUCCUGAUCGGACUUGCGUACUCGUCUUCACUCGUCCUGUUCCUGUUUCACUUCAAUGAGCGAAUGCUCCUGAUUCAAUGGCUGCUCGUCCCUGGCGUGAUAUGUAAUGCCCUAGCGUUAUUCAACGUCCUUAUCAAUAUCCUAUGUCGGGACUUACUUCCUCUGCAUCUCUUGGAAAUCUUGAGCCUAGGUCUCUCCACUGCGGCUGCGUUUAUGUAUGCCCUUGGUGCGCUCUGGCUUUACUCACACGACGCCAACAGAACGAAUGCCGGAAACUCACAUGGUGGAACGAUUCUAUUGACGGACGAGGAGAUGCAACGACAGCAAUUACAGCGUCUUUUGGAGCAGAACUCCUCGAGGAAAUCAUUAAGUCCGAGGGCGGUACAGAAAACCUAUCGGGUCAACCACCCUGACCGGGUCAACUCAUUCCUACCUCCGCCACAUGAGGACGGAGGAUAUUGGAGCUGA